AUGCACCAGCUCAUUAAUAUCCUUCUUAAGGACUUGGAUGCAAGACUGUACUGCACACUCAAGGUCUUUGAAAUUGGCUACGAUGCCCUUGUCUACAUGGAAAUCCAUAACCAUCUUGGGAAUUUGAUUAAUAUGUGUGGCUGUAAUGCCUUUGUAGUGAGCCUGGCUUUUGCAGAUCUCGUGGUGGCCUUGUAUCCUUAUCCUUUAGUGCUCAUGGCUAUUUUCAAAAAUGAAUGGGCAAUGGGAGAAAUACACUGCAAAGUGAGUGGCUUCGUGAUGGGCCUGAGCGUGAUUGGUUCCAUAUUCAACAUCACCGGGAUUGCUAUAAACCGAUAUUGCUACAUCUGCCAUAGUUUCGUCUAUGACAAGCUGUUCAGCGUGUGGAAUACAAUACUCUAUGUCUGUUUAAUUUGGACCCUCACGGUAGUUGCAACUGUCCCAAACUUUUUUGUCGGCUCGUUAGAGUACGAUCCCCGGAUCUACUCGUGUACUUUUGUACAAACUGUAAGCUCGUCCUACACAAUUACUGUCGUCGUCAUUCAUUUCAUUGUACCAAUCAGUGUGGUGACCUUUUGUUACCUCCGGAUAUGGAUUUUGGUGAUUCAGGUGAGGAGGAAAGUCAAGUCUGAAAUCAAGCCAAGGAUGAAACAAAGCGAUUUCCGUAAUUUUCUUACAAUGUUCGUAGUGUUUGUUAUUUUUGCCAUUUGUUGGGCUCCUCUAAAUCUCAUUGGCUUAGCAGUGUCCAUCAACCCUACAGAAGUUGCACCCAAUAUUCCAGAAUGGCUCUUCGUUGUCAGCUAUUUCAUGGCCUAUUUUAACAGUUGCCUUAAUGCUAUCAUAUAUGGACUCCUUAAUCAGAAUUUUCGAAAAGAGUAUAAACGGAUCCUGAUGUCAUUGUGGACACCACGGCUUUUCUUUCAAGACAUCUCUAAAGGUGGAACUGAAUGUCCAAAGAGCAAGCCUUCUCCUGCUAUAAACAACAAUGACCAAGUGAAAACUGACACGGUUUAAAAGUUAUGUAAAUAAAGCAAAACAUGUUGUAAGACUGCCACAUUGACAUGAGAACUUCCCAUACGGUGGUUGAAUUUGAGACAAAGAUGGAGCAGGGUUUCACAAUACAUCUGGAAUACUCAAUGUACACAAAAUGCCAUUAAUUUUAGUGGGAACAACAUGUGCCAGAUACUUCACUUAAGCCUGCUUUAUCUAUUAAAUAGCAAUGCAUGUUGCUUCUUUUCACCAGCAUUGGGAAAAAAUUCUGUCUGCACUGAUAGACUAUUAUGGUUAGGGUUAAGCCUAACCCUAAUUAGCCCUAACCAUAAUUAGCCCUAAUCCUAACAACCAUGGUUGGGUAGAAAUAAGACCACCUUCAAUAAUCACGGGUCCCCAUACUAUGUUUGAAGGUCCCUUCCCCUAGGGGGUCCCAACUAUUACCCCCCUGGGUGGUGUUCCCUGCCAAG
Xenopus laevis (African clawed frog) is the source of this 1457-nucleotide messenger RNA. It is a transcript of the gene mtnr1b.L, whose product is annotated as melatonin receptor 1B L homeolog. The transcript is spliced from 4 exons. The coding region runs from base 1 to 1011 and encodes 336 amino acids. The record is from RefSeq and is a predicted model, not a curated record. Lineage: Eukaryota; Metazoa; Chordata; Amphibia; Anura; Pipidae.